Messenger RNA from Chenopodium quinoa (quinoa), 1584 nucleotides. RefSeq lists its product as uncharacterized. The transcript has 5 exons. Gene Ontology annotation, molecular function: nucleic acid binding; zinc ion binding. NCBI's taxonomy places the organism in Eukaryota, Viridiplantae, Streptophyta, Magnoliopsida, Caryophyllales, Amaranthaceae. The record is from RefSeq and is a predicted model, not a curated record. The annotation marks the transcript as partial.
AUGCUAAGAGGAAAAAAGAAGAAGCCUACUACCAUCCCUCAAUUGGCACGAAAACCUUCUUUCCCUACAAAGGAAGGGUCUUCCUUCAACAGACCGAGUAAUCCACCAAAGAAGGACACCAAGGACGUGAAGCUAGGUGACAUUGUGUGUUACAAAUGUGGAGGACGAGGUCAUUACAAGAAGGAUUGUCCUAAUACUAGGGCGUUAACCAUACAAGAGGAGGAAGAAGAAGUUGAAGAUGAUUGUGAUGAUUGCAUGGCCGAGCCAGAGGGGAAGACUAGCCUCGUGAUUAGGAGGGCCUUGCAAGCACGUGUGGAAGAGCAUGCUGCCCCCCAACGCCAACACAUUUUCAUCACCCGUUGUAGAAUUGGUGACGAGGUAUGUGAUUUGAUUAUUGAUGGAGGGAGUGAGGCUAAUACCGUGUCUAAGACCUUAGUAUCUAAACUUGGUCUAACUACUACUAAUCAUCCACAACCUUACAAGUUGAGUUGGUUAGAUUCAAAUGCUAGCACCGGGGUUAGGAAGCAAUGCAUGGUUUCUUUUUGUGUUGGUUCAUAUUGUGAUUCUAUAUUAUGUGAUGUUGUGUCUAUGGAUGCUUGUCAUAUUCUACUUGAGUUUGAGAGGGAGUUGGAAGGUGAGGGAGAGUUGUUCAUGCUGUACUCCAAGGAAACCCACGAAAAAUUUGUUGCUCAUAAUCCUAGGUUAGCCCAAUUGAUUAAGGAUUUUGAGGACGUUUUUCCGGAUGAAUUACCUAAAGGACUACCACCCAUACGAGGAAUUGAGCAUCAAAUUGAUCUCAUUCCCGGAGCACCCUUGCCAAAUAAACCAGCCUAUAGAUGUAACCCUUUAGAAACUAAGGAGUUACAACGACAAAUUGAAGAGCUAAUGGGUAUGGGUUAUGUGCGUGAGUCCAUGAGUCCAUGUGCCGUUCCUGCUUUGUUGGUCCCUAAGAAAGAUGGUACUUGGAGAAUGUGUAUUGAUAGUAGAGCCGUUAAUAACAUUACCAUCAAGUACAGGUUUCCAAUUCCAAGGCUUGAUGACAUGCUUGAUGAGCUGAGUGGUUCCAAGGUCUUCUCAAAAGUAGACUUGAGAAUGCUAAGGCCAUUUCUUGGCAAGUUUGUGGUAGUAUACUUGGAUGACAUUCUCAUUUAUUCACGUGAUGAAGAAGCUCAUUUUGAUCAUCUUUUUCAAGUAUUUUCUGUUUUAAGACAAGAAAAAUUGUAUGGGAAACUAGAAAAAUGUGAUUUUUUAUUGUAUGAAGUCAUGUUUCUUGGCUAUAUAGUUUCAGGUGAUGGCGUGAAGGUACUUGGGUUCGAUUUGAUCAAGGAGUAUUAUCAAGAAGAUGAUGAACUCAAGGGGAUAAUUGAAAAAUGUGUCCAUGGAGUCUAUGAUCUGUUUUCCUUACAUAAUGGUUUUCUUUUUAAAGGAAAUAGAUUAUGUAUUCCAAAAUGUCCCAUUAGAAGUUUGUUGAUACAUGAAGCUCAUGGGGGAGGACUAGCUGGUCACGUUGGUAUUCACAAGACAAUGGAGCUUCUCCAAGCUCACUUUUAUUGGCCGAAAAUGUUAGCCACGGUUCAUCGUGUG